AUGGGUAUUACAGAAUCUUAUGAAAAUGCUCCACUUUCAGAGCACCUCAGCCAACUUUUAGAAGGGGGUGAUAUUAUUAAUAUCAAAUUCUGGAAUACCUUACUACAGUUAGGUCAAAAAAGAGAAUAUAGAGCUCGAAUUCCACCAAAACUUUUAAUACAGAUUUCGAAAAGCCAGCCAAAUAAUGUUAUAAAACUUCUUCAUGUAUGUAUUACUUAUUUAGAAACUCUUCCUUCAAAAAAUUCUAAAGAAUACAUUGGUGUUUUUUUCUACAAGCAAUUAAAUACAGUUUUACAAUUGACAGUUUCAUUUUUUAUUGUAACAUCCAUUGACAAAUCUCUUUUUGAACUUAAUCAACGACUUUUCAAUUCACCUUCAGGGAAUCCUUCAUUAGGAGAGCGCCUGAUCAAAGCAUUAGCUAAUUUGCUCUUUUGCAAAAACAUCACUAUCCCAGAAUCUAGUGAUAGAUGGGAUACUACGUAUAAAACAUCCACUCGAUAUGAUGAAAGCCUUUUGGAUGUGCUUCACGCAUUAUUGCUCUUUUACAGCAGAGAAGCAUUCAGUGGUGUAAACGAAAUACAUUACGAAAACUUCUUAUUAAUUCCUAAUUUUCCAUAUAAAAAAUUUAUCGAAAACCUUUGCAAUUAUUGCAAUAUGUAUCUUCGCGGAAUUGUAGAAAAUAGCAAAAACGUUACAAAGGAAUCCAUAAUUUGCCAUUCAAUCUGCCUUAUUUCAGAAUUUUUCUAUUUUGAUUCCUUAUUCAAAGAAAUGAUUUCAAAUACAAGCAGUGAAAUUCUCGAAAAAGCAUUUUUCUACGAAAUACCGAUUACUGCCUUUCAAUGCCCUCUCUCAGUUGAAGGAUUAACUUUUCUGAACCUUGUUUUGAUUGGAAAACCAGGUUUCAACAGAUACCUUUCAUCUAGAAGUGAAGGCAUCAAAAUCACGGAGUCGAUCCUAUCAUUAAUCCUCAGAGUUUACGAAACAGCCGGAAUUUCGUACAUUCAUACCAUCGCAAUAUCGUGUUUGAUCAGUUUGCUCUCGUGCAAUGAAGCAGAAAAUAUUGUUAAUGCCAAAUUCCAGGAGCAUUCAAACGAAACGAUUUCUUCGAUUUUAAUUAUGAUUUUAAUUAAGAUAUCCUCAGAAGAGCUGAUGAUUUCUAUUCUGUGCCUCAUUCAUACUAUUUCCCCCCACAUCAAGAACUUUUCAGAAGAAACAGCCAGGGCACUUUUAAUUUUUGUGCAAGGCUUGAUAACCAGAAGUGACGAUCCUAAGAUAUCCACACUGUUGCAAAUAGUUGUGGAUAUAUUUGCACAAGUCAUUGUUCACAAAGCAAAAGAAAAUCAAAUUUUGAUUCAUUUUAUUGCAAGUAAUUUUAAAAUCAUUCAUUGCUUACCAGAUUGCCCAGCAAAAUCUCUGCUGCUCGACUACAUACAGAAUUUGGAUAUUAUCUCAACUUUUAACGUUCAAUCUUUUAAACUGAUGAGUACAAAUCACCAGGCUGUAGGAGCAAAUAUGAUAGCUUCUUGGCCUGCUUGGUGCUUCGCAAUAUUUUCUCAAAACGCUCUAAUUGAAAUGAACCCUUCAAAUUCGGAAUCAAAAUAA
This is a messenger RNA of Trichomonas vaginalis G3, 1602 nucleotides long. RefSeq names its product HID1 family. Gene Ontology annotation, cellular component: Golgi medial cisterna; membrane; Golgi trans cisterna. The transcript has a single exon. Bases 1 to 1602 code for a protein of 533 amino acids. The record is from RefSeq and is a predicted model, not a curated record. Lineage: Eukaryota; Parabasalia; Trichomonadida; Trichomonadidae.